Messenger RNA from Homo sapiens (human), 3795 nucleotides. RefSeq names its product chromodomain helicase DNA binding protein 1 like (gene CHD1L). Gene Ontology annotation, molecular function: DNA helicase activity; ATP binding; ATP hydrolysis activity. The record is from RefSeq and is marked reviewed. Gene Ontology annotation, biological process: chromatin remodeling; DNA repair. Gene Ontology annotation, cellular component: chromosome; nucleus. Lineage: Eukaryota; Metazoa; Chordata; Mammalia; Primates; Hominidae. The coding region runs from base 1065 to 3542 and encodes 825 amino acids. The transcript has 24 exons.
AUAAUAGGAGCGCUUGGCCUCUGAGACUACCCGGCAGAAGGGACGUCCCCAAAUGACACUCGGAGGCCGCCUCCCUGGGCUCCGGUGCUCGGUGCCGGGAGGAGCGGCACGGCUUUCUACCCCGCCUCAGGUGCGCCAGCACGUUUUCUGGGCAGCAUCUGUGUGUUAGGCGACCGGAGAGGUGGGUUCCUUAUAGGGAAUAAGAAAACUGAAACUGACUUCCAACUGCAGGCAGAAGGAAGCAGUGGUCAUUGCUGGAGGUUAAAACUGUUCUGACCGGGCGCAGUGGCUCACGCCUGUAUUCCCAGCACUUUGGGAGGCUGAGGCGAGCAGAUCACGAAGUCAGGAGAUCAAGACCAUCCUGGCCAACAAGGUGAAACCCCGGCUCUACUAAAAAUACAAAAAUUAGCUGGGCGUGGUGGCGCGCGCCGGAAGUCCCAGCUACUUGGGAGGAUGAGGCAGAAGAAUCGCUUGAACCCGGGAGGCGGAGGUUGCGGUGAGCCGAGAUCGCGCCAUUGCACUCCAGCCUGGCGACUCAGCGAUACUCCGUCCCCCUCUCCCCGCCCCAAGAAAAAUCUGUUCAGUGGGGAGCGACAAGGAAGGAGCUUUCAGCCCGACUGGGGUCGCAGGGAAGAAUUCAAGAUGGCGUGUUUAGGAGCUCUAGCUCCUUGACAAAUUAGUAAAAUGUUAGUCUUAGGAGAAGAACGAAAAGGCUCUCCUAGGCUAAGAAACAGCAUACACAGUGAGAAACCUCAGAAGAAAUAAAAUUCAAGGAAGAUAGCAACAACGAAAACAUCAGAAGGAACACUAAAGUAGUCAAAUCAGCCUAGCAGAAACAAAGUACGUUAACCAAUGGAAAACUGACGGAGAGAAAUAAACUGUUUUUGCACAGCUAAAUGGAAAUGACUUUUGAAUUAUCUGCUUUGGAAGAUUAUCCAUGACACUGUUCUGCCCUGCUCUGCUCUAACAACAUUUGGAUUCACCUACGCUCUUACCAGCUGGAGGGAGUAAACUGGCUCGCCCAGCGCUUCCAUUGUCAGAAUGGCUGUAUCCUGGGAGAUGAGAUGGGCCUGGGGAAGACCUGCCAGACUAUUGCUCUCUUCAUUUAUUUGGCAGGAAGAUUAAAUGAUGAAGGGCCAUUUCUGAUUCUUUGUCCCUUGUCUGUUUUGAGCAACUGGAAAGAAGAAAUGCAGAGAUUUGCUCCAGGUCUUUCCUGUGUAACAUAUGCAGGCGACAAGGAGGAAAGAGCCUGCCUUCAGCAAGACCUGAAACAGGAGUCACGUUUUCAUGUGCUACUGACUACCUAUGAGAUUUGCUUGAAAGAUGCAUCAUUUCUAAAAUCAUUCCCUUGGAGUGUUCUUGUUGUGGAUGAAGCUCACAGGUUGAAAAACCAAAGCUCCCUGCUGCAUAAGACCUUGUCAGAGUUCUCAGUAGUCUUCAGUCUCCUGUUGACCGGAACUCCCAUCCAGAACAGCCUCCAAGAGCUCUACUCCCUCCUCAGUUUUGUGGAGCCUGAUCUCUUUUCCAAGGAAGAGGUGGGAGAUUUUAUUCAACGCUACCAGGAUAUUGAGAAAGAAUCUGAGUCAGCAAGUGAACUGCACAAACUCUUGCAGCCAUUUCUGCUGAGGCGAGUGAAAGCUGAGGUAGCUACAGAGCUUCCCAAGAAGACAGAAGUAGUGAUAUACCAUGGCAUGUCAGCAUUGCAGAAGAAAUACUACAAGGCCAUUUUGAUGAAAGACCUAGAUGCAUUUGAAAAUGAGACGGCAAAGAAAGUUAAACUACAGAACAUUUUGUCCCAGCUUCGAAAGUGUGUGGAUCACCCAUAUUUGUUUGAUGGUGUGGAGCCGGAGCCUUUUGAAGUUGGAGACCACCUGACUGAGGCUAGUGGGAAGCUUCACCUGCUGGAUAAGCUACUAGCAUUCCUGUAUUCUGGGGGCCAUCGGGUUUUACUUUUCUCCCAAAUGACCCAGAUGUUGGAUAUUCUCCAAGACUAUAUGGAUUACAGAGGCUACAGCUAUGAGCGUGUGGAUGGUUCUGUGAGAGGAGAAGAGAGACACUUGGCCAUUAAGAACUUUGGACAGCAGCCCAUUUUCGUUUUUCUCCUGAGUACUAGGGCAGGUGGAGUUGGCAUGAACUUAACAGCAGCAGAUACUGUGAUUUUUGUUGACAGUGACUUUAAUCCUCAGAAUGACUUGCAAGCAGCUGCCAGGGCUCAUCGCAUUGGCCAAAACAAGUCUGUUAAAGUUAUUCGGCUGAUUGGUCGAGACACUGUGGAAGAAAUAGUCUAUAGGAAAGCAGCCUCCAAACUGCAGCUCACCAACAUGAUCAUAGAAGGAGGCCAUUUUACUCUGGGAGCCCAGAAACCCGCUGCCGAUGCUGACCUCCAGUUGAGUGAGAUACUCAAAUUUGGUUUGGAUAAACUGCUGGCCUCUGAGGGGAGCACCAUGGAUGAAAUAGACCUGGAGUCCAUCCUGGGAGAAACAAAAGAUGGCCAGUGGGUCUCUGAUGCCUUGCCUGCAGCAGAAGGAGGGAGCAGAGAUCAAGAGGAAGGAAAAAAUCAUAUGUACUUAUUUGAAGGUAAAGAUUAUUCUAAAGAGCCCAGUAAGGAAGACAGAAAAUCAUUUGAACAACUGGUAAACCUUCAGAAAACCCUUUUGGAGAAAGCUAGUCAAGAGGGCCGAUCACUCCGAAAUAAAGGCAGUGUUCUCAUCCCAGGCCUUGUGGAGGGAUCUACCAAAAGGAAGCGGGUUCUGAGUCCAGAAGAGCUGGAGGACAGACAGAAGAAAAGACAAGAAGCAGCUGCCAAGAGAAGGAGACUCAUAGAGGAGAAGAAGAGGCAAAAGGAAGAGGCUGAACAUAAGAAAAAGAUGGCCUGGUGGGAAUCCAACAAUUACCAGUCCUUCUGCCUGCCCUCUGAGGAGAGCGAGCCAGAGGACCUUGAGAAUGGGGAAGAGAGCUCUGCUGAGCUGGAUUACCAAGACCCAGAUGCUACUUCCCUCAAGUACGUUAGUGGUGAUGUCACCCACCCUCAGGCUGGGGCCGAGGAUGCUCUCAUUGUGCACUGCGUAGAUGACUCUGGCCACUGGGGCAGAGGUGGUUUAUUUACAGCUCUGGAAAAGCGAUCCGCUGAGCCAAGAAAAAUAUAUGAGCUGGCUGGGAAAAUGAAAGACCUGAGUUUGGGAGGUGUCCUUUUAUUUCCUGUUGAUGAUAAAGAAUCAAGAAACAAAGGGCAAGAUUUGUUGGCCUUGAUUGUGGCUCAGCAUCGUGAUCGUUCCAAUGUCCUGUCUGGCAUUAAGAUGGCAGCCCUAGAAGAGGGCCUGAAGAAGAUAUUUUUAGCAGCAAAAAAGAAGAAAGCAAGUGUUCAUCUUCCACGUAUUGGACAUGCCACGAAAGGUUUUAACUGGUAUGGUACUGAGCGACUUAUUCGGAAACAUCUGGCUGCAAGAGGCAUCCCAACUUACAUAUAUUAUUUUCCUAGAAGCAAGUCUGCUGUCCUUCAUUCACAGUCUUCAUCUUCCUCCUCAAGACAGCUGGUGCCUUAAGAAUUGGCCCAGCCUCAGAUCCUGUCUUUAGCAACCAGCUAAUAUUUACCCAGAGGUACUGCAAUAGAGUAUUUCAAAAUGGAAUCAGGAUCUGGUGGGCCUCAGAAAUUGUCUCUUUUCUGAGUUUCAGUUUGGUUCUCCUGGAUGUUUUGCUCUGUUUUGGUACCUGUAAUAUAGGGAAACACAACUUUUUUUGGGAAAGCCCUUUGACCCCAGCUUGCUAGUUGCAUAAUAAUAAAUUUUCUGUUCCUAA